This is a messenger RNA of Psilocybe cubensis, 1788 nucleotides long. RefSeq lists its product as uncharacterized. Bases 1 to 1788 code for a protein of 595 amino acids. The record is from RefSeq and is a predicted model, not a curated record. NCBI's taxonomy places the organism in Eukaryota, Fungi, Basidiomycota, Agaricomycetes, Agaricales, Agrocybaceae. The transcript is spliced from 6 exons.
AUGCCCAGCGUGUGUGUCGAGAUUGGCAUGCGAUGGGCAGCCACUGGUGAAGUUAUGGAAGAUAUCAGCAUUAGCCAACCCCAUAUUGAUUUCAACAUCCCUCAUAUAGCAUCUCUGAAGUCUCCCAAACCGCCUCACGACUCGCAAGACCUUUAUUCCUUUGACCUUAUGUCGGCCACUACUAGUGCCAGUGCUACGACGACGGGAAACGUGAACCCAAUCAAUUAUGGAGUAGCUCGACCAUCAAUGGCCUCUACGCCUCUCUGGGAAAACUUGCUACACUCAAGUAGACGGGCACCUACAUCUGUUUCUGAUAUAGCGUACAUGGCACCUCCUUCUGCUCCUAUGGACAAAAACGCGACCUCGAUGCGCGUAUUACUGCAUGACACACAGGCUAACUUUGAAAAGUUUGGAAAACACGUUGGCCAAUUGUUCGAAGAGAUCAAAGAAUCCAAGGCCGAAAUCAAGUCGAUUCAUUCUCUGUUUGACAAAGACCGUGAAAGCCUCAUGGGAGACAUAGUUGAUCUCGUCAAUAGAAGCCAAAAGGAAAUUCAAAAGUCUGUUGGAGUCCCGGCACAAGACACAAUGGUUGAGCAACUGUUUAAAGAUGUCAACUAUCGCUUGAGUGGCCUUGACCAACGACUGGAUGCCAUCCAAUCGUUUAAUCAGGCGCAUACUCAGGCUCUGCAAACUCAAAUCCAGGCUGUGCAAAUUCUGCUCGAUAAACAAGCUACUAUAAUGGCUGCUGUACUGCCUUUGCUGCCUUUGCUUCAAGCCAUACCGCUGCAUAUAGACGCUUUAAAAACGAACUUGACAGAGACUUUAUCAAAUUUCGUGACAUCCUAUAAAUUUCCGGCAACCAUUCAGGAACCUGCGUUGAAUAAUCUAGGAAAACGGAUACGAGUAGAAUCCGACAAACCUCCUCAGUCUGUGUCAACUACACCUUCCAUGUCAACACCAGUUCACAAGAAGGCUCGGAUUGAUAAGUUGCCCAGCAAAUCCCCGUCAAAGCAUGCCUCGGUUUCUGAGAUUGCGAAUCCAAGCUCUUCUCCUAUUCAAAGAGCGCCCUUGGCCUCUAUACGUCGUAUUUCCACCAGAUCUCAUACCUCUUCUCGGGGAAAUGACCAAAAGGUUGGCCCCUCAAAUGGCUUAUCUCCUACGAAUCUUGCUGAUAGAACUACGCCCUUAUCUUCCGGGCGCCGCCGUGGAACAUUCGCGGUCCCUGCCUUCACAACUCCUCGUCGACCGCUAGGCGAUUUGCCGGUAUCUUCACCCCGAGUUACUUCCAAAAAUCUCCAUCGAAGGUCAAGUGUUUUCAGACUGACUGGCACUCAUGAUUUGGCGUCGGAAAGCUCGAGCGACAUGCUGCCUCCUGUGUUUUCUAUGGUGAAUUUGACGGGGCUCACUUCAACAGAGGCUCGGCCGCCAAGGAUUCUACACGCCCAAACAUCCUUUUCGAGUGCUGGUGGCAUGAUGGCUGCUUCUGGUGAUGCCGAUAUUGUUUCUGCUUCUCGAGACGAAAGAUCUUUGCGAGACCCGCGGAUUCCUGUGAACACACCUACUCUACAGCGACAGAGCUUCAAUGUAAAAAAGGAGAGUGUCGAGGACGUCCAUACGCUUGGUACAGGCCACAUGGAGCCUCCUACGCUUGCUUCUGCUGGUCUGGAAAUUUUAGCUGGUAAACCUAAAGGGAUGUUUAACAAGGCACGACGCUCGCCAACGAGAGAAGGCAGGCGAUUCAUUCCCUUGGUAGACUCUGACGAAUCCGAGGACGACGGUGUCAAGUAG